Messenger RNA from Brienomyrus brachyistius, 5067 nucleotides. RefSeq names its product transcription regulator protein BACH1-like. Bases 198 to 2342 code for a protein of 714 amino acids. Gene Ontology annotation, biological process: regulation of transcription by RNA polymerase II. The record is from RefSeq and is a predicted model, not a curated record. The transcript is spliced from 5 exons. Gene Ontology annotation, molecular function: protein binding; DNA-binding transcription factor activity, RNA polymerase II-specific; RNA polymerase II cis-regulatory region sequence-specific DNA binding. Lineage: Eukaryota; Metazoa; Chordata; Actinopteri; Osteoglossiformes; Mormyridae.
UCGUCACGUGAUCGGUUAGGAACUGGAGAAGGAAAAAAGUCGGGGGAGGGUGUUGGUGUGAAACGCUGACAGAAGGCUGGCAGGCAGGUACAGAGGGCUACCAGCUUUGAUCAGACGUGGUCUUGGAUGACGGUACCGGGGGAGCUCGGCUGCUGAGGCUGCAGUACGGAUAUGACGGGCCUGUGACAGACUAGACAAUGGCUGACGGCAUGUCCUCAGAGAUCCCGCGCUCCUCUAGCUUCUCUUUCCAGUCAUCAGUGCACAGUGCCCAUGUCCUGCGCUGCCUGGAUGAGCAGAGGAGGUGCGAUGCACUGUGUGACCUGACAGUGGCGGUAGAGAGCCACAGCUUCCGCGCGCACCGCGCUGUGCUGGCCGCCUGCAGCGACUACUUCCAGAGCCGUGUUGGGAGCCACGCUGGCGAGGGGCUCAUCAUCACCCUGCCUGAAGAGGUGACCGUAAAAGGUUUUGAGCCAUUGCUACAGUUUGCCUAUACUGCCAAGCUCUUAUUCACCAAAGAAAACAUUCUGGAGAUCCACAACUGUGCAGCCAUCUUAGGAUUUCACAACCUCGACAAAGCUUGUUUCGAGUUCCUCAUCCCCAAGUUCUUCGACAAGAGCAGGAGUCUGCAGGGAACUCGGAGGAAGCCGUGCUGCAGACGGAAGCGGCAGGUGGACGUCAGCGUAGGUGUAAUCGAGGAUGAUGGUCACCAUGGGGCCCAUCCAUCUGCUGGGCCUGAAACGGCGCUUCCCGAAAGGAGGAGCGGUGAUAUUCAGUGUCCUGUGAUAGAAAUGUCCUUGGAGGUAGCAGAGAGCCACGGACAGGAUUGCGCUGAUAUGGACGUGCAAAUGGACUACGCCCUUUCGAGUUCCAACAGCAGUGCAUUGCAGGUGGCUUGUGGGAAGGACCGUUUGUGUUUGGAGAAUUGCGGUCCUCAGAUGCCAUUCCCGUCGCCAGCUCUGUCCAGUGAAGGUUGCGCGUCCCCUUGCCUACCCUGCAGUGGCGAGGACCACGAAGACAGUGGUGUUUGUUGUGGGACCAGGACCGAGAUCGGUGACGUUUGUGUGAGCGAGGUUGCCAUUACAGCCGACUCUCUCCCCUGUGUGACGACAUCUCCUGGAAGUCCUGCCUCCAUGGCCUUCAGGGAGACGCUAGACAUGGCCUGCAGUCAGCCUUGUGGACCAGCGCCGCCCGGGCCUGGCUGCUGUCCAGUCGCUCCCUUUGGAGAUCUUGAGUCUUCUGCAGUCGUGGGAGGAGAUGCAACGCUGGGACAGACUGGAAGUCAAGAGGUGGUGGACAUCAUCCCUUCUGAGGCAGCCCUCCCCGACCUGACUCCAGACAAGCCGGGGCCUGAACGGAGCAGUGUGGAGCGGGAGGUGGCCGAGCACCUAGCCAAGGGUUUCUGGUCCAAUUUGUGCCCCCCGCAGGCCGAGUCCCUGCUCUUGGAACCUGUGGCCCAGUCCACGCUGGACAAGACCACAGACUUCCACUGGCUGAAGCACCUGGACUUGACAUCCAGCACAGGUGACUGCCCCUUCCUCAGAGACCUGGGCGCCGAUGAGGUGCAGCAUCCCAAUAACCAGCAGGGGCUGCAGGUGGAGAAGAGCCCCGAAGUCUCCUCCAUCAACUCUGGGGAGGAUUCCGAUUUCGACACUGAUGGGGAUAGCGAGCCGUACACCAACGAGAGAGCUCAAGAGGUACAGCUCCCCUUUCCGGUGCAGGAGAUCUCGUCCCUGAGCCGCAACGACUUCCAGCAUCUGCUGAAGGUGCACCCCCUGACCCGGGAACAGCUGGACUUCGUGCAUGACAUCCGGCGUCGCAGCAAGAACCGCAUGGCGGCGCAACGCUGCCGUAAGCGCAAGCUGGACUGCAUCCACAACCUGGAGUGCGAGAUUGACAAGCUGAACAGCGAGAAGCAGAAGCUGCUGCAGGAGAGGAACCAGCUCCGGAUCUCCAUGAAGGAGACUCUGCAGAAGCUCUCAGGCCUGUGCCAGAAGGUGUGCAGUGAGACCGGCCUUGCGCCAGAGCAACUGCAGCCCUUGGCUAAGCAGUCAACCCUGAACGGGCUCCCCACCGCCGCCGUCGCCCCCCACCGGGACAGCCCCGAGCAGGACACCCCCACAGGCUUCUCUGUAGACUUCUGUGCGGAUGAUGUCAUCACCGCCACCCAGCAACCAGCUCCGCCGGUGUGUGGUACUGACGGGCCUGUCUCCGUGGCAACCGACUGCCCCACUCCGGACCUUUGCGACCCCAUUUCCAUCAUGGGUAUCUGUCUGGACAGGAGCGCUACGUGUGUGACUGACACGGGGUCUUUCACACCCUCCCCCUUUCCUAAUUUUAAAUAACGGACUUAAACAUUUCGUUUAUCAUUUUUAAACCUUGUGGUGUCGGGUCCACGGAAUUUGUCCCUGCAGUAUUAUCCGAGUCUUUUUUAGAUGUAUCUUUAAUAUACAAUGUAUGUAAACACACCAUCGUUUUAGCCAGGGAAUGGAAAAGGCUGUGGAAGCAAGGGUUGCUUUUUUGUUACUACCAAAGAUCAGCACCCCAGCAUAAAGCAAACUAGUUUUUAUUAUUGAUUAUACCUUCCUAGUGAGGUCUUUAUAAUGAAUGUACAUACAAGUAUAUGUACUUUCAGUAUGUUUCUGUAUGUUUGCAUACAUACAGAAUAUUUACAGAAUCAGUAUGACAUUUCAGUAUGUAGUAUGUAUGUAACAUUUGCAAGAUUUAUGGAUCUUAUGGUCAUAACCCUGUUAUUCUUUUUAAAUGGUAUGGCCAGGAAUUUGGUUUAAAUGCACUGGAACAAAGUGCCUUAUUUUUAAGUACGGGACCACAGCAUGCCCUGAAAAUGCUUCUUCCACAGCUCCACUGUCCACUGCAGCCGGACCAUUCCUGGAUUGGGGGGGGGGGGGGUCGUUUUAUGGUCACACCUUGGGUGGAUGUCAUGUCCUUUUGAGGACGGGUGCCCAGUGGCCUGAAUGGGAAACGUUUCCAGUAACAAAUCCGGUUUAUUGGAGACGUCGCCAACUGGCAUGUGCCGUGCUGACCUGGUGAUUAUUUGACAGUCCUGUGUUUGUUGACGUAACAGCAGAACAUAUGCCGCACAUAGACCUGUGCAACUUAGGCUUUUUGGUCUGUGUUCUCUUUGGGUUGCAUUUUUUUUAAUUUUGAAAUUCACAGCUGGGUAUUAUAAAGUAGCAAAUUUAGAAUAGGUACCUCCUGUUAAGCUACAUCAGUUUUCUUGGGGUUAACUUGAACCUCAUAGCCUCAUCUCUGAGUACUCUAACCCUAUGUUACCCUCCGUAAAAUAUGUGCAAUAGGAAUUAAAUGAAUUAUAGAUUGUAUGAGGUUUUAUGAAAGUGUUUAGCAAAACAAAUUGCAAAAAAACAGCUAUGUAAAUUUCGUAGUCGUCUUGUUUUGAAACAAGCGUCUUUAAUAUGCAAUAUUCCAGGGUUCUCUCUUGCAGACACUGAACCUGCGUGUGUGCUUUUAGCACGUGGGGCAGUGUUUCCCAACUCGGUCCUCAGGGACACCCCCACGGUCCACAAUUUACUGUCUCCCAGCUCCUUCCCAGACAGCCUACAACGUGGACGUCUGGGUUUCCCAGUGACUGAUAUAGAGUCAAUCACCUCAUCAGCUAUGGUAAAUUUCAGCAGCUCAAUCAGCCGAUUUAAUGAAGCCGAAAUGCAAUAGCAAUCAGCCCCAAACCUUUGCUGGGCAGAUGUAUCCUCACGAGCUGGUUAGUCGCUGCCGUUUGAGGCAGGAUUUACAAUCAUACUUAUUCCGAUCUCGAGUUGAAGAGCGGCUGAACACAGUUUGAUAUAGGUGAUUAGUUACUAAAUAUAUUUAUUACAUUGAUUGAUAAGGAUGUACAAAAUAUGUUUUUAUUACUGUCAAUGUUAUUGAUUGUACGGAGCAAAUCGCAGGUAGCAUUAAAGCGCCUAGAUUUCAAGUCAAACUCAAGUCAGUAGCGACCAAAUAAGAUCUUGCCUAACUUGGUUUUACCUGCUACUCCUAAUUAUGACAUGUUUAUUAAGUAUGUAUGUGCAUUUAGGCUUAAUUAGGGGUUAUGGGUGCGGUCAGAUAGGAGGUUGGCGUAAUUGUCCAAAAUUCACGGGGUCUACAGUCCUGCGCCAAUAACAACAUCUAGCUCCCUUCCCUCUGACCUGUAAUCAAAGGCAUUAAAUCAUAAAAAUAUUGAUAUGCAUUCAGAUCUACUGUAAUAUUUUUUUUAAUUUAGAAACUGCUGUUAUUUGUCCUUCAUCUUCCGUUUAUCUUGCAAUAACUCAUUUCAGACAAUUUAACCCGAUGGUUUUGUGCUUCCAUUAUAUCAGGUGCUAGUAAUAUAGUCUCUGAUUUCCUGAAUCGGAAAAAUGUUCUGUGUUGUUAUAGCUGCAUUAUACUAAUGAAGUGUUGAAAUUAGGCUACACGGCAGCCUCAAAGCAGCCUUUUAUAUAAUUUCUUGUUUGGAUGGCUGAUCCUUGGUGUGUCAGAUGGUUGCUGAAACGUAGCAUCGUAAGGUAAUACGACGUCUAUUUUUACCUUGCGUAAUUAAGCCAUGUGGUCAAUAACCGCAAUUUUCUUGGGAACCAGAGAGCCGUAAGUCUUUCUGAUCAAUGCAUGAUUUUUCACUUGAAAUUCCGGGGGGGGGGGGCUCAGCAACGAAAUAAUUAUUUCAGUAUAGCAAUUAAGAGCUGAGAUGAAGCGUAAAAACAGCAGAGUCCCAAAAGAAGCCAGCCCACACCCCGAAAAGACUGGGAAUAGCAUUAUAACAAGUCACAAAUACUUGAGGGCCGUUGCAUGUCGAGAGGUCUUUAAUUGUCAAACAACCUUCGUUGAAUUAGCACAUUUAAAGCAAUAAUUAAUAAAAUCGAAUAAUGAAGUACACAGUUGGAACAAAAUCAAUAUGUCUGGAUUGACUCUAUAAUUGUGUUUUUUUGUGUUUGCAAAUUCUUUUACCUUUUUUUAUUGGUUAUUUUUUUAGAUAAUUGUCAUUUGUGACUUUGACACUUUUUUCUCAACUACGUUUCUUAAACAGAGGUAAGAAAUAAAUGGCAAAGGUUUUUAAAUGGA